Messenger RNA from Phragmites australis (common reed), 2022 nucleotides. Its product is annotated as two-component response regulator ORR24-like. Gene Ontology annotation, molecular function: DNA binding. Gene Ontology annotation, biological process: phosphorelay signal transduction system; cytokinin-activated signaling pathway. The coding region runs from base 1 to 2022 and encodes 673 amino acids. The transcript is spliced from 6 exons. Lineage: Eukaryota; Viridiplantae; Streptophyta; Magnoliopsida; Poales; Poaceae. The record is from RefSeq and is a predicted model, not a curated record.
AUGGACGUGGACAAGUUCCUGGCGGGGCUGCGUGUGCUCGCCGUCGACGACGACCGCGUCUGCCUCAAGCUGCUCGAGAAACAACUACAACAUUGCAAGUACGACGUGACAACGACGACGCACGCAGAGACGGCGCUGGAGAUGCUCAGGGCAAGGAAGGAUGCGGACCAGUUCGAUCUAGUGAUCAGUGACGUCCACAUGCCGGACAUGGACGGCUUCAAGCUCCUGGAGUUCAUCGGCCUUGAGAUGGAUAUCCCAGUCAUCAUGCUGUCUGCGAACGAGGAGAUGGAGACAAUGAUGAAGGGGAUAAAGCAUGGUGCUUGUGACUAUUUCGUGAAGCCAGUGCGCCUCGAACAGCUUAGGAUCAUAUGGAUGCAUGUGGUCAAGAGGAGUAAGAAUGAUCCAAGGAACCGCAUAAGUGGCGACGACGAUGAUGCCGGUCAUAAGCAUCAAUCUGGGGACGUUGAGAGCGAGGAGGAUGGUGCAAACGGCACCAGGAAGUAUUCGAGGAAGAAGAAAAAGGAUGGAGAUGGUCCUGAAGAGGACAGGGAGAACACAUACUCAUCAACCCAGAAGAGGCGAAGGAUCCAGUGGUCAGGUCAGCUACACCACAAGUUUGUUGAAGUCGUCAACCAGAUUGGCGUUGAUAGGGCUGUUCCAAAGAAGAUAUUGGAAAUGAUGAAUGUGGAUGGCAUCAACAGAGAGAAUGUUUCAAGUCAUCUGCAGAAGUACCGUCUAGGCCUGAAAAAGCUCAGGCUUGGCACAUACAGGUCGUCUAAUCCAUCAGCUGAUGAACCGGGAACAUGGAGGAGAGACUGGAACCCUGCUUAUAUCAACAUGAAUGGACUGGAUGGUUUCAAGCAUCACUCUGAACACGGUAUACACUGUCCAUCAGCAUCCUUCGCUGGCUCUUCCAACUCAAGUAGCAAACCUUUUGCAAGGAUGAAUUCUCCAUCUGCGUUCGGAACGCACGGUUUGUUUCCCUCUCAGUCAGUUCAGCUCAUGAGCUCCCAGAGAAACUUGGGCGUUCCUCUGAAGGACAUGGGACCAGCUGGCCAUGGUGGCAACCUGCUCAAGGAUGCAGUGCAGGAUGCAAGUAAUUUCAUCUCUUCUGGAAACUCAUAUGCAAAUAUAUCGAAUGGUGGCCUUUCAGGUGCAAGCACAUGCUUCCCUUCUGGUCCUUCUGGCAGCUCUUUUGCAGAUAUACCAGAUUGCAUGGUGCUCGGCGCAAGCAAAUCUUUCCCUUCUGGUACUUCUGGCAAUUCAUUUGCAAACAUCUCAAAUGGCGGUACGCCAUUGGCCGCUGCAAGCAUCGGCUUUCAUUCGUCUCACUCUGGCAGAUCCUAUGCAAGCAUAUUGCGCGGCAAGAUGUUAGGGGCAAACAGAGGUAUUCCUUUCGAUUCCGACGACUCCUUUGAAAACAUAGGAAACGGCGAGAUGCUGGCUCCCCAAUUCGCUGGACUUAGCAGCUCCAGCAACUCAUGGAAAACUGUGGUGCCGCGGGAGUUUCCUGAUCUUGCUCACAAGGUUGUGACUUCUAGAGGUCCCUCACAGGGGAACAGCCUCAAGGUCAGCCAACUCUCAAGACUUGCAGCCACAUCUGGCCAGAUGCCAACUUCUGGAAAUGAAUUUCAAAACAAAAUGGCAGCACUCAUGAGGAAAAGCGCACCAGUGGCAGGUUUCGGUGAGCAGGUGGCACCACUCAACUUAGGGAGCAACACAAACUCUACUGCGAUGCCGAACGAUAGCUCUGCUCUGGGUAGUGCUUCAAGCAACAGAUAUGCAUUGCCAGACCAUCAGAUAGACAAUUUUGACAUGCAGACCCAGAUGCUGAAUGGUAGGAUUGCAAGUGGCAAUCUCCCUGAGAAGGAUGGCACAGUUGACCAGCAAGCUGUUGGUGAUCAACUGAAUAGCAAUGGAUCCCUCAUGGGAACAAGCGGCUUUUUUGAUGACUGGCUUGAUCAAGAUUUCCUCAAAUAUGGUGAUGCUUUCAUGGAUGGGGACUGGGAGUCGAUCAAGUAG